AUGGUUGUAAUUUUUUUUUUUUUUUUUUUUUCAAGGACAAAUUCUCAACCGGCGGAUACAUCCCCGUACAAACCGCAGAGAGGAUCGACAGCAGCGCCUUCUCCCGCCUCUCCUGGUACCCGACAGCCAAAUGCUUAUACGCCUUACCAGUCCGGAACUGCUCCCGUCAGUCGCGAGGCUCAAGCCAUGCGAUAUCUUCAAUCUUCGCCUUACACAGCACCAGUUCCGUAUCGGGAUGUACCUAGUCCUUACAGGUCUCAGACGGGCCCUCCAGAGCCACGAAGUAACACUCCCCAAGUAGAACUCUUAAACUUACGACCGGGGGAGAGGCCUAGGAUAUCUUUGCUACCUGCUACUCAAGAUUAUAUUACAAAUAUCCCCAGGACAUCAUGCAGAGACGACCUAGUAUCUGUCAGGCAACCAUCUGCUGUUACUGUAUCUCCUCAGCAAGAUGUCGGUCAGCCUUUUAAAAAAAUUCGUCUUGGUGAAGCAAAACCUGAUCUCCAACAACCUCUUCGUAUAGAUGUUAGGGAAUCACCUACAGUUUAUACGCCACAAGUUGAAGCUAUUUCUCCAACUCUUCCAUCCGAAGACAUAGCACUCCGUGCCACAAAAGAAGAUUUACUACAACAGAUAAAUAAAGUAGAUAGAGAAAUAGCUAAAACCGAACAGCAAAUAUUUAAAUUGAAGAGCAAGCAAAGAGAACUCGAGGAAGCUGCUUCCAAGCCGGUUGCUAAAAAAGAGGAAAAGGAAACGGAACAGCCGAAACAUCAAAGUCCAGCGCAGAAAAUAUAUGCGGAAAAUAGAAAAAAGGCUCAAGAAGCUCAUUCGUUAUUAGAUAAAUUAGGGCCAAAAGUUGAAGUGCCGCUAUAUAAUCAACCAUCCGACACUAACGUGUAUCACGAAAAUAAGAGACGCCAUUUAAAUUUUAAAAAAUGUUUAAUAGACUAUUUGAAACAGCAGGCAGCUGAAAAACAAUCGUAUGAUAAAUUUUUAACGCUUACCUACAGCAAACUUAUGUCAGAAUGGCUUAGGAAGGUUGAUAAGAUUGAAAAUUCGGCUAAACGAAAAGCAAAAGAGGCCAAAAAUAGAGAAUUUUUCGAAAAGGUAUUUCCUGAAUUGCGUAAGCAACGAGAGGAUAAGGAAAGAUUUAACAGAGUGGGGGCAAGAAUUAAAUCGGAAGCUGAUUUAGAAGAAAUAAUGGAUGGCUUACAAGAGCAAGAGAUGGAAGACAAAAAAAUGCGUUCAUAUGCUGUGAUACCUCCAAUUUUAUUGGAUUCUCGGCAAAGAAAGUUAAAAUAUGUUAAUAAUAAUGGAAAGUUGGAAGAUUUCAGUAGGGAAUAUAAAGAAAGACAAUUGUUAAAUUUUUGGACAACUGCGGAACACGAAGUUUUCAAGGAAAAGUAUUUGCAGCAUCCGAAAAAUUUUGGUUUGAUUGCAAGUUACCUUGAUCGAAAAAGUGUUUGCGAUUGCGUUCAAAGGUAUUAUCACUCUAAGAAGCAAGAAAAUUAUAAACAGUUGCUGAGAAAGUCGCGACACGGAAGAACGCGGUCAAGCAGAAAUAAUCCAAACGCGAAGGUGAAUAACUCCUCGUCAUCUUCUGCCACGACGUUGGUGGACGCGGUACUCUCUACCACGGGCGUCACGACUCGGCUUCAAAGGGAACAAUUGCAAAAGCAAGAGCCGAAGGAAACAACGAAUCAUGUGAUUUUAAGUGAUAGUAUAAUAUGUAGUGGGUCUAGUUUAAUGAUAAAUACAACAUCGUCUGCUGCAGUUGUAACAAGUGUUAGCUCAAAUACGGUAACAUAUACAAACAGUAAUAGUAGUGCCAAUAAAGAACCGGACAAAGAUGUUAAUACUACAAGUACUACUACUUCUACCAUAAGUGCAUCGACUGCCGCUUCGACUAAUACGGAAAAUAAGGAAAAUUCUGUUAAAAUUAGGCAGACAAACACAACAGCUCCAUCGAUAUUUAAAAUUAUAAAUGUUACACGUUGUAUCAGGUUGAAAAAAUUUUGUACAGAGGUCUCUUUCUCUCUCUUCAUAUCGGAUAAUGUUUAA
Pediculus humanus corporis (human body louse) is the source of this 2061-nucleotide messenger RNA. RefSeq lists its product as uncharacterized. Gene Ontology annotation, biological process: regulation of transcription by RNA polymerase II. The transcript is spliced from 9 exons. The record is from RefSeq and is a predicted model, not a curated record. Bases 1 to 2061 code for a protein of 686 amino acids. Lineage: Eukaryota; Metazoa; Arthropoda; Insecta; Psocodea; Pediculidae.